AUGUGGAAUGACUAUGUAGACAUUCCUUGGGCAUCACAUGGUGAACAAUUACCCAUAAUAAAUGAAGAGGCAACACAUCCCUCAUCCCCACAGCUAGUUAUGCCAAACCAUGAUAUGGCUGAUAUGUUGCAAGAUGCAUUUGGGUUUCAUGAUCAUAUGACCAUGCCUUCUUCUCCAGAGGUAGUUGGAGCUGAAAACUCGAAUUCAUCUGUUGAUGCCCAAAAGUUCUACAAGUUACUUGAAGAUGCAAACACAGAUCUUUUUCUUGGAGCACGAGUAAAGAAGCUUGAAUUUUUAGUGAGAUUGCAACGUUUGUAUAUGUCUCGCCAUACUGCAGAUGAUAUGUCUUGGCACUCUAAAAUUCGGACAAAAGACGGGGUUCUUCGACACCUUGCUGAUUCUCCAGCUUGGGCACAUUUGGAUGAAAAGUAUCCAGAUUUUGGUAACGAGUGUCGUAAUGUCCGCUUGGGUUUGGCUAGUGAUGGUUUUAGUCCUUUUGGAAUGAGUAGGACUACACAUAGUACAUGGCCUGUUGUGAUGUCUGUUUACAAUCUACCUCCUUGGUUAUGCAUGAAACAGCCAUACUUGUUCUUGUCAUUGCUUAUACUAGGCCCAAAAGGACCUGGUAAUAAUAUUGAUGUGUACUUACAGCCAUUAGUGGAAGAGCUCAAGAUGUUGUGGAAUGAAGGAGUAGAGACAUAUGAUGCAUUCAAGAAAGAAAUGUUUAGGCUGCGAGCUGCUGUGUUAUGGACUAUUAAUGAUUUUCCUGCAUAUGCCAUGUUAUCUGGUUAUAGCACAAAAGGUUUCAAAGCUUGUCCGGUGUGUGUUGAAGAUAUAGAGUCUGUUAGGCUCAAGAAUUGUAAAAAGUUGGUAUUUAUGGGAGCUCGUCGAUGGUUGUGUGAUGAUCACCGCUACCGUGGAUGGAAGAAUAAUUUCAAUGGUAAGGUUGAACGAAGACCUCGCCCAAAUGGUUUGACGGGUUCACAAUGUCUAAGAGCAAUUCGUGGUUUGAUAAUUAAAUUUGGGAGAAGGAAAAAGAAAAAAGGAACUCGAAAACGUAAACAGAAUGUUCAAACACUGCCUGAGGAGGACUUUGGUAAUUGGAGGAAGAGGAGUAUAUUUUUUGAACUGCCUUACUGGGAGCAUCUUUUAUUGCGACAUAAUUUAGAUGUCAUGCAUAUUGAGAAAAAUGUCACUGAUAGUGUUCUUGGUACCUUACUUAGGCUGCAAGGGAAAAAUAAAGAUAGUAAAAAUGCUCGAAACGACAUGGUUCUUCUCAAUGUCAAGCAUGGUCUUCAUCCUGUAACCACUGAAGGGAAUAACGAUACCAUAUAUCCUCCAGCUAGCUUUAAUCUGUUAAAAGAUGAGAGAACGAUGAUGUGUGAAGUCAUGGCUGACUAUCGACCCCCAGAUGGCUGGUCUUCCAAUAUUGAUUGUGCACGAAGGUUUCUGCACACAUUGAAGCUGUAUGUUCGCAAUAAGGCUCAACCUGAAGGAUGCAUUGCUGAAGGAUACAUAAUAGAUGAGUGUCUCUCAUUUUGUACCAUGUAUUUAUCAGGUGAUACUGAAUCAGAAAGAAUCAGAUUGUCUCGUAAUGCUGAUGACCCUAAUAACAUCGUCAGACCUGGGUUGCCAUUAUUUGUUACAAAGGGACGAGCUUUAGAAAAGGGAAAAAAGUUUAUGUUAACUGAUGAGGAGAAGAAGCGAGCUCAUACGCAUGUGCUUCUCAACUGUCCAGAAAUUGACAGCCACUUGAAGUAUGUUUGGAGCUACUUUGUGAUUGGAGCAUGUGGAAAUAGAGAAAGGAGAAGAGGUCGACGUUCUGUACAAGAGUCUGAGAGACAAGCAAAUUUAUCAUUUUUCAAGUACUUUAAGAGCAAGAUCAGAGAAAAGAUUAAUGAAGGUGAUGUGAAUAUUGAUCCUGAUAUUUGCGCAUUGGCGGAAGGACCAAAUAAUGAAGCCAAACGUUACAAAAGGUACGCCAUGAAUGGUUGCCGUUUUCAUGUGAAGUCAGUUGACACUGGUUCUACAUAUCAAAAUAGCGGUAUUUUUGUCCAAGCUGGAAGUAAUUGCUAUGCUACUGCCAAUGACCGCCAACCAAGAGAUGACAUGCUUGACUAUUACGGCGUAUUGACUGAUAUCAUCGAAUUGGACUAUCAUAAUGGUAGGAAAGUAUUGCUGUUUGAGGGGAACUGGAUUGAUAGCCGGACCUAUAGUCGAGGAUUGAAAAAGGAUGAGUUUGGCUUCAUAUUGUCUUUCCACAACCACACAAAAAGAAACAACGACUGCUGCAAGAGGCUCCGAUCGCCGACUCAGAUCCCACCACCACCGCUGUGCCGGAAGCUGGUAAAGGAAUGUCCGAUCGCCGACUCAGAUCCCACCACCACCACUGUGCCGGAAGCUGGUAAAGGAAUGUCCGAUCGCCGACUCAGAUCCCACCACCACCGUUGUGCCGAAAGCCGAAUGUCCCAUUAUGACAUGGAUUUUCAGCUAGCUGAUGAUGGCCUGGAAUCGCUGCAUGACAGCGUCGAAUACGAUGACAGUGAAACUCAAGAUGUUGGUCAUUUAUUUGUGCCUCAAUCAACAGCUCCUACUGAAAACAGAAGUAGUGAAGCCAGUCGCGGUAAUAAGAAAAGAGGGCGAGGGAAAACGAUUGGAAAAUGGGCAGUGGGUAGAGUGAGAGAACAGGUUAAGUGGGGAAUGUAUGGGGCACCUGUGUGGCCAAGGGAUAAGUGUGCACAUUACAGCCAUUUCCUUGGUAGUUUGGCAACUGAUGGCGUUUAUUUCCCAAUUGACGUACAAGAUUGGCGUCACUUUGAUGUUGAUAACGACCUUGGAAAGGCAUGGUUGCAUAUUGAGGGGACAAUUGAUUGGUCUGAGGCUGACACUGCUGCUAAGAAAUCUAAAAUCAAGAAAUAUGCACUUGAGAGACUCUCAGAUCGCUGGAAGCACCACAAGGCAGACUUGAAGAAAUUGUAUUGGGUGCCCAACAAAGGGACUGAUGAGCUCAACUCCGUGCAUAUAUGCGAAAAUACGAAUCUGAGAGAGAAGCACAACUUCGAUGAGCUGAGGGAGGAGAUCAAUCGCCAGACUAUUCAGGCGCAGAGUGACAUUGAGGCUCUGAAGAAGCAGCUGGAGGAGGCCAAGAUUGUGAGGCGGCAUAAGGAGGAGUGCGAGGCCAUUCGGCGGUUGAUUGCGAUGCAGCCGCCGCGGUCUCAGACGCUGAAGAUCAUUUCGGAUUUGGAGAAGGAGAUUGCGGCGUUGGAUUCGGAGAACACAGCCAGUUCGAGGAUGCUGGAGCUUCGGAAGAAGCAGUUUGCUCUGCUCUUACAUGUGGUGGAUGAGUUGCAGACUACGAUAGAGGAAGAGCAGAAGAGUUUAAUUGAGGAGAAGGAGCAGAGAAGUGUGAUGGAGUUUGCAAAUGGAGGACCGGAACCAAUGCAUGUUGAUUGAGGGUGUACAAUGCAUCUCGGAUUUGUAAUUGUUAAUGUCAACAGCAUCGAUGAUACUUUGAUAUUGUCUUGGCAUAAUGGUCGAUACGGAUGACGACUUGGACGAAAGUUGGCUUUGUUCGACUGACCACUUGUACAUUACUGAUGAGUCAUUACAUGACGAUUCUGAAUACGAAGCGUCAGUAUGCGGGUUGGAACAGUCCCCAUCUGGUUCCACCCGAGUUCCAAAGUAUGAAUUUGUUGGGCCAGUUAAUUCCACAGGUGUGGCAUCAUCAGCAACGGAGAUUGAUUUGUCAAAUGAUUUAAUAGAUGACAUUGUGUUGAAUAUGAAAGAACCGUCUACAGGGGAUAAGUUUAAUAGGUUAAAUAUCAGAGACAUCACAUAUGACGAUGUAUCCGAUCUAUUGUUUGAAGACUACGAGGCCGCAGGCAAGUUUUACAACUAUUACGCACACGUACGUGGGUUCAACACAAGGAAAUCAAAAAUGUACAGAUACCGUACCAGUGACUUUGUGUAUCGAAGGGAGUGGGAGUGUUCUAAAACUGGAGUAAACCCUAAAAAGCGUCGAAAUCCUGUUGAAGUUGCUGAGAAAAAGCGACUAGUGGACAUUAAAGAAACCAAACGCCGAAACCACAUGUU
Messenger RNA from Fragaria vesca subsp. vesca, 4092 nucleotides. RefSeq lists its product as uncharacterized. The transcript has 12 exons. Gene Ontology annotation, biological process: mRNA processing. The record is from RefSeq and is a predicted model, not a curated record. The coding region runs from base 1 to 3453 and encodes 1150 amino acids. Gene Ontology annotation, cellular component: THO complex part of transcription export complex. NCBI's taxonomy places the organism in Eukaryota, Viridiplantae, Streptophyta, Magnoliopsida, Rosales, Rosaceae.